Messenger RNA from Culex quinquefasciatus (southern house mosquito), 665 nucleotides. RefSeq lists its product as uncharacterized. Bases 91 to 636 code for a protein of 181 amino acids. The transcript is spliced from 4 exons. Gene Ontology annotation, biological process: GPI anchor biosynthetic process. The record is from RefSeq and is a predicted model, not a curated record. NCBI's taxonomy places the organism in Eukaryota, Metazoa, Arthropoda, Insecta, Diptera, Culicidae. Gene Ontology annotation, cellular component: glycosylphosphatidylinositol-N-acetylglucosaminyltransferase (GPI-GnT) complex.
UUCGCGUCCGUGUCAGUAUCGAUGUAAACAAACCCACCCCGAACCACCCAAAGCAAGUUUCAAAAUACCAUCCACACCUUUUUCGGAGCAAUGGGCACCUACUGGACCAACUGUGGCCGCAAGAUCAACGCCAGAAUCGUGCAAAAGUCGCCGAACGUGCUGAACCUGUCGAUCGAAAACACCGAGCUCGUUCAGGAACGUUUGCUCCGGUUGAAGCUGGCCGCGGCGUUGCUCUUCCUGUACGCAUUUCUCAUUCUGGUCCCCACCGGGUGGAACCAGCUGUGGAUUCAUGGAAUUUUUGUGGUUUUGCUGGGUGGUGUCGCUUACAGUUAUACCAAAAUUGUGAAGAAUGAAAACUUAGUUCUAGUCAAAGACUUUGCCCUGCAGUAUUCUACUCAUUUUAUCGGUGGAGGAGCCAAAAACGUACUGAUUCCAAUUAAACACAUUCACGAUGUUGUCAUCAACGAAGUAUUUCAUAAUCUUAAGGUAGUCUUUAGUUUGUCAGUUUUAACCAAAGGAAAUUUAUUUAAGAAUCAACCGAUCGUGACGCUGCUCAAUCACUUAAAUCCUCGCGUCGACUGUCUGGAGAUGAUUUACAACGAGUUGCACAACAUUUUGAGCUUGGAGAACGAUUGAAAGCAAUAAAUUUAGCAUGACAAACCAUU